Molecule: messenger RNA, 2138 nt
Organism: Pyrgilauda ruficollis (rufous-necked snowfinch)
Lineage: Eukaryota; Metazoa; Chordata; Aves; Passeriformes; Passeridae
Gene: FGF5
Product: fibroblast growth factor 5
Exons: 3
Coding region: 100-858 (252 amino acids)
Biological process (GO): positive regulation of protein phosphorylation; animal organ morphogenesis; positive regulation of gene expression
Cellular component (GO): cytoplasm
Molecular function (GO): growth factor activity; fibroblast growth factor receptor binding
Source: RefSeq, a predicted model, not a curated record
CACAGGUGCGGGGCCGCCGCCCGGUUAUAAAUAGCGGGGAGGGGCGGCCCGGCUCCCCCCGUGCUCGGUCCCCCCCUCCAGGGCUCGGAGCGGAGCGGGAUGCGGCGCCCUCCCUCCCUCCUCCCGCCCGCCGGCAGCAUGAGCCCGUCCUUCCUCCUCCUCCUCCUCCUCCUCGCCCUGCCCGCCCGCGCCCGGCGAGAGCAGGUGCCCGGCGGGGCGCAGCGGGGCCGCAACGCCCCCGCGUCUUCCUCCUCCUCCUCUUCCUCCUCCCCGGCGGCGGCGGCGGGGCCGAGCCGCUUCCCGCGGAGCCGCCCGGAUCGGCGGCGGGGCCGGCUGUACUGCCGGGUGGGCAUCGGCUUCCACCUCCAGCUGCACCCCGACGGCCGCGUGGACGGCGCCCACGACGCGAGUCCGCUCAGUAUUUUGGAAAUAUUUGCUGUGUCUCAGGGGAUUGUAGGAAUACGAGGAGUUUUCAGCAACAAAUUUUUAGCGAUGUCAAAAAAAGGAAAACUCCAUGCAAGUGCUCGCUUCACGGUGGACUGCCACUUCCGAGAGCGCUUCCAGGAGAACAGCUACAACACCUACGCCUCGGCCGUGCACCGCAGCCCGCGCUCGGGCCGCCCGUGGUACGUGGCGCUCAACAAGCGCGGCAAGGCCAAGCGCGGCUGCAGCCCCCGCGCCCGGCCCCAGCACGUCUCCACGCACUUCUUGCCCCGCUUCUGGCAGCCGCAGCCCCCCGAGCUCGCCUUCACCGUCGCCCUCCCCGAGAAGAAGCCCCCGCCGCCCAAGGCCAAGGUGGCUCCGUCCCCGCCUCGCAGGAGCCCCGGCAAGUACCGGCUGAAGUUCCGCUUUGGCUAGCGCGGGAUGGGGCAGCUGAGCCCACGGGGACCGCGUCUCCCUCGGCACGUGGACACCGGGAGCUCCCGGGCGGCUGGGCCGGCCUCGAGGUCUGCUCCUCACCAGACAGGUCCCGGAGGGAGCGGCUCGGGCUUGCCCAAGAGAAUUGCCGCGGUGAGCUGGGAGCGCUGGACGGACCUCGGGUUAGCGUUCUGUUGCUGGGAGAAGCAGGAAGGUACCUCUCCAGCCAGCUUAUUUUCCUACCUUAUUUUCACUAGUGACUCCUUUGACAAUCAUCUUCACGCGAGAGAGAUGUUCAGAGCCAAGCGGUUUUGUUUGUUUUUCUUGCAUCUCCUUCUUGCUGCACUUUUUCCUCCGACCAUACCUCAGGCACCGUGCAUCCAGGUCUGUCCCCUUCCCUUCUCCUGGAAGCCAGCUCUUCCCUUCCACAGAUUAAACCCGGAGACCGAGCCCUGCAAACUCUGUCGCCUUACCCGUGCUGCGGGGCGGUCCUUAACCCUUUGUUGGCAAUAAGAGACGUGCGGGUCUAUUUUGUGGGGGUCGCAGGCCGGGGCAGGGUGGCUGUUUGCAGCCCGCUCCCGGCACUCUCUCCCGUUCUUCCCUGGACAGCUGGAGGAGCGAGUCUCCUCCUGUCCAUCCGAGUACGGAUUCGAUGCCUGCUUUAAAAUACCUCUGCCCCGGUGCUGGGGCAUUCCCGCUCCCUGGAGGAGUCCCCCCGCAGGUAUCCCCACAGGACAGAGAUGCCUGUGGCCCCCAGGUGCCCACCGGUUUUGUCCAAUGGUUUUUGCUGCUGAUUUAUUUUACCGCUCUCAAUACAUUUGCAGAGGCAGAGAGCAAGGUUUUUGUUCCUCAGCGAGCGUGGCGAUGUGGCAAUAAACGCUGUUACAGCUGCUUGUCCCCUGGGGAGCGUUCCUCCCACCUUGGCGGCCCAGAUGUGGAAUUGUUUCUCGGUCGUGGUGUGAUGUGGGGGGUAGCUGUGCACAUGGAGCUGGCAGUGGGCGUUGAGCAGUGCUGCUGUACGCACAGGCACUGGUAGCAUUGAACCUCACCGGUGAAGCCUUAACAGGAGCUCAGGUUGGCAGAGCCCCUCAGGACCUGGGCCCUGCCAGCGUCCAGCAGCAAUAAUUAGCCUCCUCUCCGCAUCUGAUUGUGGUACAAAUGGCUUGGGAUCAUGGGCUUCCUACACUGGGAUCGUGGUUCUUUGCCUUUGCCAUCCUCUGGCAGCCCCUGGCCGGACACCAUGCGAGGAUGGAUGGGGACGCUGGAAUAAAACUGUUGUG